Molecule: messenger RNA, 2102 nt
Organism: Emys orbicularis (European pond turtle)
Lineage: Eukaryota; Metazoa; Chordata; Testudines; Emydidae
Gene: DAZAP1
Product: DAZ associated protein 1
Exons: 12
Coding region: 64-1293 (409 amino acids)
Biological process (GO): regulation of translation; central nervous system development
Cellular component (GO): cytoplasm
Molecular function (GO): mRNA binding
Source: RefSeq, a predicted model, not a curated record
UGCUGCCGCCGCCUGGGCCUGAGGGAGCCGGGCCCGGCCCGGACGCUGACUGGAGCCGCCGCCAUGAACAACGUGGGAGGCGCCGACGAGAUCGGAAAGUUGUUUGUGGGUGGCCUAGACUGGAGUACAACACAAGAAACUCUCCGUAGCUACUUUUCCCAAUAUGGAGAAGUUGUAGACUGCGUAAUAAUGAAAGAUAAAACAACAAACCAAUCUCGAGGGUUUGGAUUUGUCAAAUUUAAAGAUCCCAACUGCGUGGGAACAGUACUGGCCAGCAGACCACAUACAUUAGAUGGCCGAAAUAUUGAUCCAAAGCCAUGUACACCUCGGGGAAUGCAACCAGAAAGAACACGGCCAAAGGAGGGAUGGCAGAAAGGACCCAGAAGUGAUAACAGUAAAUCAAAUAAAAUUUUUGUUGGUGGGAUCCCUCACAACUGUGGCGAGACUGAGCUCAGGGAAUACUUCAAGAAAUUCGGAGUGGUCACUGAAGUUGUAAUGAUCUAUGAUGCAGAGAAACAGAGGCCCCGAGGUUUUGGAUUUAUUACUUUCGAGGACGAACAAUCAGUGGACCAGGCUGUCAACAUGCAUUUUCACGACAUCAUGGGCAAAAAAGUGGAGGUAAAACGUGCAGAACCUCGUGAUAGCAAAAGCCAAACCCCAGGGCCACCAGGUGCCAGCCAGUGGGGAAGCCGGAUCAUGCCAAGUGCUGCCAAUGGCUGGGCAGGUCAGCCCCCUCCUACGUGGCAACAAGGAUACAGCCCUCAAGGAAUGUGGGUACCAGCUGGACAGGCAAUUGGUGGGUAUGGACCACCUCCUCCAGGAAGAGGAGCCCCCCCUCCUCCACCACCUUUUACCUCAUACAUAGUUUCUACGCCUCCUGGAGGAUUCCCACCUCCACAAGGGUUUCCACAGGGCUAUGGCACCCCUCCACCAUUUAGUUUUGGAUAUGGUGCUCCACCUCCUCCACCUGACCAGUUUGCCCCUCCUGGAGUACCCCCUCCACCUGCCACUCCUGGGGCAACACCACUAGCUUUCCCACCGCCACCACCACCAUCUCAGGCAACUCAGGACAUGAGCAAACCCCCAACUGCUCAGCCAGAAUUCCCUUAUAGCCAGUUUGGUUAUGGACAAGACUUGAGCGGUUUUGGACAAGGUUUCUCCGACCCCAGCCAGCAGCCCCCCUCCUAUGGAGGCCCCUCGGUGCCACCAUCAAGUGGCCCACCUGCAGGAGGAAGUGGUUUUGGACGAGGACAGAACCAUAAUGUGCAAGGAUUUCACCCCUACAGACGCUAGCACAUGCAGGGAAUCCUGUCCACAGUGGGAUAUCUGGUAGCAGCUGAACCCAGGAAUCCCAGACUUCUGAACUUGUGACAAUCACAUACUUGAUGGAAGAAAAAUCUAACAACAUUGGGGGAGGGGAAUGGGAGGGGGGAUGGCUUUUGAAGGCAACGCUGUGGGUGUUUGGACUGCAGGUUUUAAAUAUAUUCCUUUCUCUAACCCAUCAGCACAAAUAAAGAAAAUGUCACUGGUUCAAACUACAGGGUUUUAAAAAUGUCUUCAGCUUUAAUUCAAAACUUCAGGUUUCUUUUUUUGAAAUUAUUUUUCCUGAGCCUUUGUUUUACCGUAUAUUGUAAACUUUUAUGUUUAAAGAAAAAUAUAUACAUUUACAGAUUGUGAAAUUUUUAAGAGAAAUUUUCUACUAUGUAUGCUGGCUUAUUUUUUAAUUUAAAACAGGGUUUCCGUUAGCAAUGUUGGAAGUGAUGGUCCGUUUCAACCCCUUUACUUCUAACAUAAUGGUGGGGCAGUUGGUCCAGAAACUCUGGGAGUUAAAAGAAGAAAUCUACUGAGUGUAUUUUGCUUUUGUUACCUGACAGUAUAGAACUGGUAACAAUGCAGGUGCAGACUUGUUGAUGCACAGUGUCACUUAUGAAGUACAGCAUUUAGAUCUGUGCUUCAAACUCAUUAAAAUCCUCUGUGGAUUUCAUUAGGGGUUAACGGAGGCCUUGUUAAGAUGUAGAUUUCCCUCAGGCAAAAGGUUUAGGUGCAUUUUGCACUAACCAGUGAUUACCCCUGGUUUGAAUAAAGAGAAGUACAUUUGGAUU